Phytophthora infestans T30-4 is the source of this 2349-nucleotide messenger RNA. Its product is annotated as thioredoxin-like protein. The coding region runs from base 53 to 2236 and encodes 727 amino acids. Gene Ontology annotation, molecular function: flavin-dependent sulfhydryl oxidase activity; protein disulfide isomerase activity. Gene Ontology annotation, biological process: protein folding. Gene Ontology annotation, cellular component: Golgi membrane. The transcript has 3 exons. Lineage: Eukaryota; Oomycota; Peronosporomycetes; Peronosporales; Peronosporaceae. The record is from RefSeq and is a predicted model, not a curated record.
GAGCGUGUCAGACAUAGAGAAAAUAUUUCAGUAACUUGCAGACACCUCCAUAAUGACCGUCAAGACGCUGCUUCUGGCAGCAACGUUGACCGCUGCAGCAUCUGCACGCCAGCCACGCGACAACAGUCCACUCUUCACGACGGAACAAUGCCAGGUUCGCACGCUCAAUAGCGAAGACCACGCUGCUAUGCUCGCAGACUUGGAUGCAGUGUGGCUCGUGGGCUACUACGCCCCCUGGUGCCCGCAUUGUCGCCAAUUUGCUCGAGCAUGGGAGAAAGCCGCAGCUUUCUACGCCGAUAACGCCAACGUCAACAUCGCAGCCGUGGACUGCACGCAGAACAGCGAGGUGUGCAACAAAGAGGGUAUUACGGGAUACCCUACAAUUAAGUUGGAUCAUGUACCACCGGAGAGCACGGAACCCGUUAAAAUGCCUCAUAAGAAUCGUAAAAACACCAACACAGUCAUCGCCUGGGUGGAAGAGCAAAUGGAGGCACACGGCUUGAAAAUCAGCGCCAACACCGACAAUAUUGAUGCACACAUCGAGAAAGUCAACAAUGGUUGUGAGAUGGGCACUGUCCCUAACAUUGUGAAGGCCUCAAAGACUGCCAAGCACGAGCUAAAUGACUUGAGCAUGGAGAUGAAGUACAAGAGGCUGCACGAUGCAGGAAUCGCUGCUGUGUCCACGUUUGAGAACGGAUUUUAUGUUGGCACGACAAUGCUGGAAGGAGAGAGAUACGACGCUGCUGUGAAGUGGGUCGAAGCACUGGCCAAGUCCUUUCCGAUGGCAGGAAACCGUGUAGCGUUAUCGUCGCUGGUAGAUAUAAUAAAGGAGCAGAACAAAUGGAAGCAGAACGAUUGGAACACACUUCUAACCGAGUGGAAGAAGAACGCGACGACAACCAGCUUCCCUGCGAGCUUAUUUGAAUCAAGCGAGAAGAAGAACUGGGCGUACUGCACGACGUACACGUGUGGUGUCUGGACGCUGUUCCAUACGAUUAGUGUGAGCGAUAUCCCGUCAGACACGGCGUUGAAGCCCAGUGAGAUCAUGACUGCGAUUCGACUGUUCGUCAAGUACUUUUUCAGCUGCGAGGAGUGCCAGCGACAUUUUAUGCUGACCAACCCGGAGAGCUUGCUCGAAAAGCUGGCAGAAAGCGACGCGGAGGGUCCUCGCGCCGUGGCAAUUUGGAUCUGGAAGAUGCACAACAAGGUCAACAAGGUAUUGAAGUACCACCAGUGGUCGACGCUGGAAAGCUGUCCCAACUGCUAUGUGAACGAUGGUGAGCCGCUGGACCUGAAUCCCGCACGACUGCCUCGUCAAGUAGAAAAGAAGUUGUUGGUGGCCGCAGCCAAGAACGGAUUUGCCAUCCCGUGUGACUUGGAUGCUACCGCGUUCUUACUGACUCACCCACGCGGCGCCUACACCACUGCGCGCACCGUGCUGCAGACCAAGAUCUUCGACUAUGAAGCGCAUAUUCGUCGUCUAGUGGAGUCUACGAUCGCCAUGCAGAGUGAGAAGCAGCUGACUCCGAGUGCCGUGGAGAAGGAGCUGAGACCAAGGACCGAGGCCACUAUAGUCGCUGCGAUGACAGCGUUCAAGGGGCUAUACGAGGCACAAAAGAAUCAAGAGUACAAGAUCAAUGUACUGGUGUGUCCUACCGAGGGUGACAAGGUGGACGGGGAAGUACUGGCAGACACAGACGUGUUUUGUCAUGUGGGAUUUCUACCUCCGCUACGUUCCGGAAUGGUGAAGCUGGAAGUGGCAGGUCUGCCGCGUCAUAAUGCUGCGGCGAAAGACUCGGCCUGGGUGAAAGAACGGAAGGCUAUUUAUGACAGGAUGGCGCCAGAUAUGGAGGAAGUGAUCCUCAUGGACCCAGUGACUCGACACUUACUGGAAGGCUCGCAAACGAACUUCUAUACGAUCCAGGAUGGAGCAGUGUAUACAGCAGAGGAGGGGAUUCUCAAGGGAACGGUGAGGUCCCUAGUGCUGGACGUCUGUGAGGAAAAUGGGAUCCCCGUGAAGCUGACGCCUCCAACGCUGAAUGACGUGGACAAGUGGCAGGGAUGUUUUAUAUCCAGCACGUCCAGACUGGUGUUGGGAGCCAAGUCGUUGGAAUAUGAACACCCUGACGCCAAUAAAACCACGACUCGGAGUUUCCUGCCGAAUCCGAUCUUAGAUCAAAUCACAAGUGUAGUUCGUCACGCCGUGAUCGGUAAGAGCACGGAAGUAUUCAAGUAGUGUCUUCAGUAUCAAUUCUAGCACUCCCCCUUACGACAAUUGUGUCGUCCUCUUCAGUCUCUUGUGCGGUUCCUUUAGUAGCAAUGAAGGAAGCAUUUUGUUGACUUGGUUCA